Molecule: messenger RNA, 258 nt
Organism: Pieris macdunnoughi
Lineage: Eukaryota; Metazoa; Arthropoda; Insecta; Lepidoptera; Pieridae
Source: the annotation of a GenBank genome assembly
AUGCCCUCCAUCACAAGAAUCCCAGAUGUAGACGGUCAUAAACCUUCACUGUUGGACCUAUUGCUGACCUCUGGACAGCUACCAGGUGAUUACGAUCCGAUCGAUCCACCUUUAGGAUCAUUGGAUCAUUGCCUAGUUCGGAGCACUGUGCAAACUACGCGCCUUAAUCGGACUGGCUUCGUGGGCUGUCGCCGCGUUGACACUAUGGGUCAGCAGAUUGGAUAUAGCCAUGAGGCCGAUAUGUUUUUCGCCGGAUGA